This is a messenger RNA of Erythranthe guttata (spotted monkey flower), 906 nucleotides long. RefSeq lists its product as uncharacterized. Gene Ontology annotation, molecular function: ubiquitin-protein transferase activity. Lineage: Eukaryota; Viridiplantae; Streptophyta; Magnoliopsida; Lamiales; Phrymaceae. The record is from RefSeq and is a predicted model, not a curated record.
ACUAACAUAUGAGAAUAUGGGUUUUACUACAGCUCCAUACGGCGCCGUUUUAGGGAUUGAAGAUGCUGUUGGCUUAAUACACACUCACGAUCACUUAUUACCCUCUUCUUCUUCUUCUAAUUCUUCUUCUUCUCUGCCUGUUGAGCUUUUGCAGUCUCUCUCUUCUGAUCUUCACAAACAAACCCUUGAAAUGGAUUGCUUUCUUCAGCUCCAGAGCAAGAGAUUGAGGAGGUCAAUCCAGCAGGAAGAAGCACGGCGGCAAGCGUACAUAAUGCAGGAAUGCGAGUCCAAACUCACAGCCCUGAUGCUGCAGAAAGAAGAACAAUCCGCCGCCGCGAGAAGCAGAACCAGGGAGCUCACCGAAACCCUAAAAAUGGCGGAGAUGGAAGCCAGGGCCUGGCAGAAGAUCGCCGCCGAGAAAGAAGCCGUCGCCACCGAUCUCAACAACAGGCUGAUGAACAUGGAAUACGAUGCCAUGUCGUUCUGCGGCUCCUCCUCCCCCUCGCCGCCGCCCGCCGCCGGAAAGAUGGAGUGUAGAUUGUGCGGAGGUGGAAGAGUGUGCUGCGUUGUGUUCUUCCCUUGCAGGCAUCUAUGCUGCUGUAAACAAUGUGAACCACUUUUGGGGCACUGUCCUUUUUGCUGUACAGUCAAAGAAGCUAGUUUGGAGGUUUUCUUGGUUUAGAAUAUCAUCUUCUUCUUUUUUUUAUUUGACUGUGUGUGUGUGUGUGUGUGUUUAGGUAUUAGGUUGAAUCGGUACGUUCGGAAAAAAAAAUAGGAAUUUUUGGAAACUUGUAACGAACAGAAUCGGAUUUUUUCUGUUUGGAUAUGAAACGGUGAAGUUCGGUGAAAUUCCGAUAGUGUAAGUGUAGUUUUCGAAAAUGAAUUUGAAGUAAGUAUCGGAAUUUC